Messenger RNA from Danio aesculapii, 5191 nucleotides. It is a transcript of the gene c3a.4, whose product is annotated as complement C3a, tandem duplicate 4. Gene Ontology annotation, molecular function: protein binding; endopeptidase inhibitor activity. Gene Ontology annotation, cellular component: extracellular region. The coding region runs from base 29 to 4954 and encodes 1641 amino acids. The transcript has 41 exons. NCBI's taxonomy places the organism in Eukaryota, Metazoa, Chordata, Actinopteri, Cypriniformes, Danionidae. The record is from RefSeq and is a predicted model, not a curated record.
GUAUGUCAGUCUGAGACCCACAGGAACGAUGCGCGGGAGUUUGGUGUGUGUAGCAGCGGUGAUCCUCUCAUUACCGCUGCUCUCCUUCAGUCAGCCGCUCUACAUCCUCUCGGCCCCAAACAAACUGAAGCUGGGCUCUGCAGAGAGGGUGUUUGUGGAGGCGCAGGACUAUGCAGGAGCCAGUCUCAACGUCAGGAUCUCAGUCAGACGCUUUAAAGAUGACCAGCGGGAAGUGGCCAGCACAUCAGUCACGCUGACCGCUGCCAAAAACUUCCAGGAUCUGGUGGAGAUCGAGGUUCCUUCCAACUCAUUCACGUUUGACAAAGCGGCUCAGCAGUAUGCUGUUGUGCAAGCUCAGUUUCCAAACAGACUGCUGCAGAAACAGAUCUUGGUGACCUUUCAGUCUGGACACAUCGUUUUACAGACCGACAAGACCAUCUACACGCCGGACAGCACAGUUCAUUACAGGGUGUUUUCUCUGAGUCCAGACAUGACGAGGCCUUUUAAGAGUGGAGUCAGAGUGGAGAUAUUGACUCCUGACGGCAUCAGUCUUGAGAGUAAAUCUGUGUUUCCUGAUGGAGGAGUUGUGUCAGGAACAUUCGGCAUCACUGAUCCAGCCAGCCCAGGGCUCUGGAAACUUGUGGCCUGGCACAAGAACAGCCCUCAGAAAAACUUCACCAGUGAGUUUGAAGUCAAGGAAUACGUCCUGCCCAGCUUCGAGGUGUCUUUAAGUCCACACAAAGCCUUCUUCUACGUGAACGAUGACAGUCUCUUAGUCGACAUCCACGCCAAGUAUUUGUUUGGCGAGACAGUCAAUGGUCAUGGGUUUGUUGUGUUUGGUGUUGUGACUGAAGAUAAAGGAAAGAUUAGCAUCCCCGGCUCCUUACAGAGAGUGCAGAUCUGGGAUGGAAGUGGGACUGCAGAGUUGACGAAAAGGCAGAUCCUCCAGACCUUCCCUGACAUCAGGCAGCUUGUCGGCAAAUCACUGUACAUCUCAGUGAGUCUGCUAACAGUGUCUGGCAGUGAAAUGGUCGAAGCUCACAAGAGAGGCAUUCAUGUUGUGACGUCUCCUUACACCAUCUAUUUUAAACGAACACCGCAGUUCUUCAAACCCGGAAUGCCCUUCGAUGUUUCGGUCUACGUAACAAACCCUGAUGAGACGCCUGCUAAAAAUGUAGAAGUGGAGGUCAAUCCUGGAGGAGUCAGAGGUCAAACUAAAGCCAAUGGCAUUGCGAAAGUGACCAUCAACACUCCAGGAGGAUCGUCUACAUUGGAGAUCACUGCAAGGACCAGAGACCCACAAUUGACCAGCAGACAGCAAGCAGAGAAGAAGAUGACGGCUCAUGCAUACAUUCCCAAAGGUGGCUCUGGAAACUUCCUGCACAUCGGCAUUGAUGCUGCAGAGCUAAAGAUUGGAGACUCAAUGAAAGUCAAUCUGAACCUGGGAAGAAGUCCAGGAGUCAGAGAUCAAGAUUUCACCUACAUGAUUUUGAGUAGAGGUCAGAUUGUGCAAGCAGACAGAUUUAAGCGGAGAGGACAAACCCUAGUGUCUCUGUCGGUACCUGUGACCAAAGACAUGGUGCCGUCCUUCCGCUUUGUGGCUUAUUACCAUGUGGGCUCAUCUGAGGUGGUGUCUGAUUCAGUUUGGGUCGAUGUGAAGGACACCUGCAUGGGAUCGCUUAAAGUGGAAGUUCAUGAUCCGGUGGAUGUUUAUGAGCCUGGUGAAGAUUUUGAGCUGAGAAUAACAGGAGAUCCUGGAGCCAAGGUUGGGUUGGUGGCUGUGGAUAAAGGUGUUUAUGUCCUCAACAACAAACACAGAAUAACUCAAUCAAAGAUCUGGGAUGUUGUUGAGUCACACGACACUGGCUGCACAGCAGGAAGUGGAAAAGACAGCAUGCAAGUUUUCAGCGAUGCCGGCCUGCUGUUUGAGUCUAGCUCUGCAGGAGGCACCAGCGUCAGAACAAACUCUGAAUGCCCUUCCCCAUCUCGAAGAAAAAGAAGAGAAACCUUAGUAAAUCUCCACAAAACUCUAUUGGACAAGUACUCUGGCCUGACAAGGGAAUGCUGUAUAGAUGGAUUGAAGGCUUUAGAUGUUUUGGAAAUCAGCUGUGAGUAUCGGUCAACAUUCAUUGUGGAUGGAAAAGAGUGUAAAGACGCAUUCCUGGAUUGCUGCAAUCGGCUCACCAGCCAUCUCAAAGAGCCUGCUGAAGAGGAAAUAAUUCUUGCCCGAAGUGAAGAUGAGGAGUUUGUGAACUCUGAUGACAUUGUGUCACGCACGCUCUUCCCUGAAAGUUGGCUUUGGGAAGAAGUGAUGUUGCCCAAAUGUUCAGGGAACCGUCAGUGUCAAGUAACCACCUUACCCAGGAACGGACUCCAGCUGAAAGAUUCUAUAACUACCUGGGAAAUCACAGCUAUCAGCUUGUCCAACACUCAUGGUAUCUGUGUGGCAGAUGUCCAUGAGAUGGUAGUGGCGAAGAACUUCUUUAUUGACCUAAAGAUUCCAUAUUCAGCUGUGCGCAAUGAGCAGAUCGAAAUCAAAGCCAUUAUCCACAACUUAUACAGUAAGGCAGUAAAGGUACGGGUGGAACUGAAGGAAACCAAAGACAUCUGCAGCCCAGCUAGUAGUAAAGGAAGACACGCAGUCACAGUGACAGUAGCAUCUAAAUCAUCAUAUUCUGUGCCCUUCGUCAUCGUCCCGUUGGCUUUGGGACGCCAUGCCAUUGAAGUAAAGGCCGCUGCUUCCGGACGUGGGAAUGAUGGUGUCAAAAAAAACCUUUUAGUCGUGUCGGAAGGCGUUUUGAACAAGAUUAGUGAAAAUCUACAAUUUAGUCCUUUCAAGAAAGGUGGUGAAGAUGUUCAGGUUAUCAGGAGUCAUAUACUGAAGGACCAAGCGCCCAACACACCUUCAAGCACAUAUGUACAAGCAAUAGGAGAUACAAUCACUAUAACCAUUGAGAAGGCAAUUAGUGGUGCAGCCAUGGGCUCCCUGAUCAUCCAGCCCGGUGGUUGCGGGGAGCAGAACAUGAUGGGCCUAACAAUGCCUGUCAUUGCAACACAUUAUUUGGACAAAACCAAUCAGUGGCACACAGUGAGAGCUGGGCUUAGACAGACAGCUACUGACUACAUCAGGAAAGGCUACAACCAAGAGCUAGCGUAUCGUAAAUCUGACGGCUCCUUUGCUGCAUGGAAGCAUCGGCCGAGCAGCACCUGGUUGACGGCAUAUGUGGCCAAAGUGUUUGCCAUGGCCAGUGACAUCAUACACAUAGACCAGAAUGUGAUCUGCUCAGCGCUCAGGUGGCUCAUAAUGAACAGGCAGUUGCCUAGUGGAGUCUUCAGAGAAGAUGCGCCGGUUAUUCACGGAGAAAUGACGGGGAACGUUCGCGGGAGCAACUCAGAAGCGUCCAUGACGGCGUUUGUGGCCAUUGCUCUGCAGGAGGGAAGGAGCCGUUGCUUCGGCCAGGUCUCGAGUCUGGACAGUAGCAUAUAUAAAGCCAUUGCCUACCUUAAAUCUCAGUUGCAUGGACUGAUCAAUCCAUACGCAGUGGCCAUGGCAUCUUACGCUUUAGCUAAUGCAAACUCUCUCAACAAGCAAGUGCUGAUGAGUAAAGCAUCGGCAGACAGAAGUCACUGGCCUGUUCCUGGAAGCAGCAGCUUCACUCUGGAGGCUUCGUCCUACGCGCUUCUGGCUCUUGUUAAAUUGAAUGACUACCAGAACACAGCUCCCAUUGUAAACUGGCUCAACAACCAGAGGCAGUACAACGGAGGAUACGGCACCACUCAGGCCACCAUCAUGGUGUUCCAGGCGGUCGCUGAGUACAGGAUUCAUGCGAAAAACAUAAAGCAGCUGGACCUGGAGCUGUCCAUCCUUGUGGAAGGUGUUCGGCCCACUGUGUUCACCUUCAGCAAAAACAACGACCAUCUCUCACAAACAGCGAAGAUUCCCUCUAACAAAGGAAUCACCAUCAGUGCUAAGGGUUUUGGUGACGCUUCUGUAACUGUUGUGACUGAAUAUUAUGCAAAGCCAAAAGAGAGCAGCAGCACCUGCAAGAACUUUGAGUUGGAGUUGACCUUUGAAAAGGACAAUGAAGUGAGAUAUCAGGGAGCAACUGAGAGUUAUAAACUCACUAUCAACACCAGGUAUCUAUCUGCUGACAGAGACGCCACCAUGUCUAUACUGGACGUAUCAUUACUGACCGGAUUUGUUGUGGAUGAAAAUGAUUUGAAGGCGCUGUCCACUGGACGAGACAAGCUGAUUCAGAAAUUUGAGAUGAACAAGCAGCUUUCAGAGCGAGGAUCCCUCAUAAUCUACCUGGACAAGAUUUCUCACACAAGGAAAGACAGGGUUGCCUUCAGGCUGCACAGGAUUAUGAACGGAGGUUUUCUUCAGCCAGCAGCAGUCACUGUAUAUGAAUAUUACUCUAUAGAAAAUCGCUGUGUUAAGUUUUAUCAUCCCACCAGAAAGGAAGGAGCCCUUCAGAAAAUCUGUAAGAACGAUGUCUGUCAGUGUGCAGAAGAAAACUGCAGUCUUCAGAAGAAGGAGAAAAUUCAAGAGGCUCAUCGUAAUAAGAAAGCCUGUGAAUCUAAAAUCAAUUAUGUUUAUAAAGCUGUUCUUUUGGGACAAGAUGAAGACGCUUCAACAGUUUCAUACUACAUGAGGAUUCAAAGUGCCCUCAAAAUAGGUCCAGAAGAUGACGUCGAGGGUAAGCGGCGCACUUUCACAUUACAGAUCUCUUGCAAAGAAGCGCUGGAUCUGAAGCGGGGUGAGAGUUACCUGAUCAUGGGCCAGUCCGAGGACGUCCAGCUGGAAGGAAAAGUUGGUCAGUAUGCUCUGGGCGAGAGGACGUGGCUGGAGUUUUGGCCCAGCCUGGAGCAGAGCGAGACCAGCGCUGAACUCAAAGAAAAAUACAAGGGCAUGUUGAGUCUCCAGCAUGACCUGCGAUUCGGCUGCAGAUGAUCCAUCAAAACAUCCUGUAGUACAGCUUUGAGAUGCUCGCCAUUUAACAUCGCUACACAGAAAAAUCAGCACAGUUUAAUGGAUGUUAAAGAUAAAAUAUGAGCUUGUUUUGGAGUGAAUAUGCUAUUUUGCUCAGUGAUUAUAUAAUGUUUGUUUGAAUAUAAUUAAACCAUUAUUCUUAAAGCAGUGUAUUGACAAGGUUAAGCAAACUUCUGCAAUAAAAAUCAAGCAAGAUCA